GAGCGUUUUAUCCCGAGUCAACAAAAGAAGCAUUUCUUACGAGCAGAAGAUGAGGCCGGCAACACAGGCACUGCUUCUUUGCGCUGCCGUGCUCUGGAGGCUGGGGGAAGCGGCUGUCUCUCGACGCGAACUCUGCGCCGGGAGUAAGUGCUAUGCGGUUUUCCAGGAGUCACGCGACUUUCCAGGCGCCCAGAAAAGCUGCGAAGACUUCGGUGGACAUUUACUGACGCUGCAGUCCCUCCGGACGCAGGAGAUCCUGUCCACAUUACUCGACGGGCUCGGCGGCAGAUACUGGAUUGGGCUGCAGCUGCAGGAUGGCCGCUGUCCAGACAGAGCGUCCCAGCUGUUUGGCUACACAUGGGUCGUUGGGGACGGUGCCACCGAUUCUACCAGCUGGAGCCGAUUUAACACCGACUGCUCCCUAGAGUGCGUGUCCGUGUCGGAGGAGGGUAACUCCACGUGGUGGCAGCAGUCGUGCCGUGACAAAUUACAAGGAUAUCUGUGCCAAUAUUCAUUCCAGGAGCCCUGUGCGCGUUUCCCAGUGAAUGAGGACGUAAAUGUGGACUACACCACGGCGACGGGCUUCAGUGCGAACGAUUGGGAGGUGUUUCCGCAGGGAAGCAUCGUUGUUUUGCAACAAACAGACGCCAAACAUUUAACUUCAAAGUACAUUUGUUUUUCCAGCAACUGGGCCCAAGCCCCAUGGAACUGUGGGGUGAUGAAGGGCGGCUGUGAGCACAAGUGUGUCUCUCAAAAUCGCCAACACUCCUGCACCUGCCCGACGGGGCAACCUCUCCACGCCAAUAAAAUCACAUGCGAAGAGGACCCGUGCGCAGGCUGUGCGCACAAGUGUGAAAACGAGGGCGAUACUUACGCAUGCAGGUGCGACCCGGGCUACACACUUGCGGCGGACAGGAAGGGGUGUGUAGAUGUGGACGAGUGUAAAAACGAGAGGAGUUGCUCAGACGAAAAUCGCGAGUGUUUGAACAGUCCCGGUGGGUUUCAGUGCCCCUGCAAAGAGGGGUUUACGGAGGUGGCGGGAGAGUGCGUGAACUCUGAAAUUUGUGAUAAGUGCGAACACAUGCGGUGUAACAUAUCUAACGGGGUGUUUAAGUGUGAAUGUCGGAAGGGAUUCAAAGUGUCAAACAAAGACCCCACCAAGUGUGAGAUGCACUGCACUGAACAGGACUGCCCCGCCAGAUGCAUCCCUAACAGUGAGAGCGGGGGCGAGCCUCAGUGCUACUGCCCCAAUGGUUACAUACAAGACAGGAGAAAUGCAACAUACAUCUGCACUGACAUAGAUGAGUGUGAGAAUGAGAGGCCGUGUGAGCACACCUGUUUGAAUACAUUAGGCAGCUAUGAGUGUUUUUGUGAUGAGGGGUAUGAGUUGCAGGAAGCGUACCGGUGUGUAUCCACUGAAGAAGGAUCAGGCUCCACACCACCUUACCAUGACAGCACACCAGUCGCUGUCCAGCCUACUGCAGUGCCCGCCUAUGUGAAGGCCGGCAGUGUCCUGGGUAUAACAGUAUUUAUGGCACUGAGUGUGGCGCUGCUGUACUUUGUGGUCCGUAACGCGCUCAAGCGUUGUGGCAAACUGGAGCUGGCCUCCCUCAAAGGGCCAGAUGUCGAUAUUUUCUAUUUGCAGCAAGUGACAACAGAAAAGUAUAAGAGGUUCUCCUUUGACAAACAGUGGAAGAAUGACUCACAGAAACUGUAGUUGCAGCACUGAUAAUAUGCUCCUUGUUUUCAUGUUUUUGUAUAGGCCUAAGCAUUUAUUCAUCACCAUUGUCAAAUUUAUCUAUCGGACUCUUUCAGGAUAAUCCACAGGCAGUUCUAAGCUGGCUUCACACAGAAGUCCUGCUUCAUUCAUCUCACUCUUUCUGGCUUUAUGCUCAUGUGGGCAACGGGGUUACUGUAGGCUCUGUAUUUAAUUCAUAAGCCACAAAUGCCUCCUCUUCACGCCUGAACAUGUGCUCCUAUAAAGUAAAAACACAGAUCAGUUCCCAUCAAAAAGAAUAACUUAUUUUGCUGUGAAUCUGGUAAAUCUUUGCUUGAUAAUUAUCACCAGUUAGGGUACAGAGGAGAGAGGUCUGCACACUGUUAAGCUGCCAACAACCAAUUUUAUUCUUUCUUUUGAGAAUACCUUUACCCUACCUUUUCAUUUAGGCCUACAGUGCCCCCAUGCUGGUUAUUGGGCAGUAGUAAAAUACAGGGAAUGAUUGGCUAUGUUAUGAAAUGUUGCUGUAAACCAGAGAGCUACUUGUGGUUAUGGUACUAAAAAGUCCCAGCACUGUUGUCCAUCAUUUACUUAGGUUUCACAAAGUGUAAUUAGUUCCAGCAAUCUAACCAGCACUUUUUCCCUGACUGACAGGCCUCUUGGUAAUGACAGCAUCGGUGUCAUGUUUUGUUGCAUAUUGCUGUUGGCUAAUAAUACUGUAAUCAUGAAGAUAGUGAGCUGCAUUUUAACCCUUUGCGAUACAAAAGGGGUCAAACUGACUUGCCUCACGGUUUGCUUGAUCAUAUUUUCAUAUAAGAAACUGUUAUUAUAUACUUUUUUAUGUACCUUGUAAAACUUGUGAAGUAUGUCAGCUUUGUCUUUACAGUGUUACGCUUUUGAUAACAUAACAGUUUUUGCUUCACUUCCACAAGAUUUCAUCGAAGGGUCCUCAUUUUUUACUGUACAACACAAAUUGUGUACUAGAGUUUGCUGUUUGUUACAUGGGCACACUGGAUCAAGGCGAGUGAUGUUUGCUCAUGAGAUGUAACUAUUUCUUGCACUUUGCAUUUAUGGGAAGGAGUAUUUGGCAUUGUCACUGACCACUGUCCAUUUGUGUUUGAAUGUAUUUAUUGCUAAUAUUUCUGAUACCAACUAAUUCCAUAGCUGACUGUUUAUUCAGGCUUUUUUGAUAACACUGCAACAAAUCUGGGCUGCUUUCUACACAAGUAUAAUUGUGAGUUUCAUUCCAAAAUUAAGAAUCCAUAAUUGAAAAAAAAAGUGGUGCCCCUCCCUUUAACAUAACUGAUAGCAAAACAAAGUUAGUAACCUAAAUCCUUAGUUUGCAAAUUGACAAUACACUGAUGAUAGUGAAUUUUCUUAAAUGUAUCUGUAACAUUUUGGAGUAAAUCGCUUGAGUUAUGUGAGUUAGGGCGUUCACUCUGUGGGACUUACUUGAUGAAAAAGAAGAAAGUAGGAACCUUGUCCCAGUAGAAUAUAUGAUAAAUAAAAAACACUGUAUAGCCCUAUAAGGGGAUAGAAUUCCUAAACAUGCAUUGUAGGGGAAAAAAAGCAUUGUUUUGAUUUCCUAAGUUAACAAUAUAUGGAAGCUGUAAAAUGUAUCCCACACAGUGUAUACAGCUGGGGUCUCAUACACUAUCCUUAUGGGAACGUCUGAUUAGCUAAUAUGCAUUUGAGCAUUGCAAUGUAAUUUUACGCUUCCAUAUAAUAAUUUUAUAUUUGUUUUUGCCUAUUUUUUGGGGCCCCUGUCAGGCAAGGGCCCUUGGAAUUGUCCUAAAUUUUCCCCCAUGUAUGGCGCCCCUGACACUGCUACAAACCACAUUAAGGUUGACUAACCUGAAUGCUGCUGACUAUGCUGUAUAACAGAUAUGUGUUGGAGCUACAGUCCACAGAUGCUGUGCUGCAGGCUUUAACACAACAACAACACCACAACCAUGAAUGUCAACUGUGCUGCUGUAUUAAAUGUAAGCUAAUAAUGAAAAUAUGUUUGCACCUUAUUCAGAUCUGUGCAUUUGUGUCUGUAAGAUUGGCUAUUGCAGACUCUCUUACUGCCAUGUUUUGUUGUUCUCAUGGAAAACAAAUAUG
Messenger RNA from Myripristis murdjan (pinecone soldierfish), 3820 nucleotides. RefSeq names its product thrombomodulin-like. The record is from RefSeq and is a predicted model, not a curated record. NCBI's taxonomy places the organism in Eukaryota, Metazoa, Chordata, Actinopteri, Holocentriformes, Holocentridae. The transcript has a single exon. Gene Ontology annotation, molecular function: calcium ion binding; transmembrane signaling receptor activity. The coding region runs from base 50 to 1717 and encodes 555 amino acids. Gene Ontology annotation, cellular component: membrane.